Hermetia illucens (black soldier fly) is the source of this 1927-nucleotide messenger RNA. RefSeq names its product zinc finger CCCH domain-containing protein 3 (gene ZC3H3). The transcript has 5 exons. Bases 169 to 1821 code for a protein of 550 amino acids. Gene Ontology annotation, molecular function: metal ion binding. Gene Ontology annotation, cellular component: nucleus. NCBI's taxonomy places the organism in Eukaryota, Metazoa, Arthropoda, Insecta, Diptera, Stratiomyidae. The record is from RefSeq and is a predicted model, not a curated record.
UACGUCAAAUUGACACUUUCUAUAUUUCCAAUUGCGAUUCUUGUUUACGCAAUUAUAAACUGUUUACAUCCUUGUACUGUUAUAUAUUCGUUGAUUUGUAUAUAGUAUUUCGUUCUGGUGCGUUGAAUUUCUUUGUUAAAUUGUUAAAAUCCCAUCAUCAGUCUCGCGAUGGAACAAAAUCCGCCAAUUGAAAAUCGCAUUUAUCUCAACCCAAACUUUGGGAAAACGCACAUAAAUCCGAACUUCCUCAGAUCAAAACCUCCUGAAAGCAUUCAUGUCAAUCCUAACUUUCUGUCGAAGCUGAAGCCACCGCAGCCAAAUCAGGUUCCAGUUCCGCAACAAGGUAAAAUCAUAUCGAAGUCAAGGACGAAGUUGAUACGCGCCCCAACUGAUAAGCCUGCCGUGAAGAUUCAGCCACCCAUGCCUGGUACCUGCGUGAACGUCGUUCCGAACGGGACUCCUAAUCCACUUAUUAAGAUUGGAAACCGUAAACUCAUACGCGCUCCUCUGAUAACUGAUGUUACCCGUAUCCAACGACCUGUUGUACUUAAAAAGCCGUUAGGAGUGACGGCAGUAUCGAGAGUAGGAAAAUACAAGGUUGACCGGAGAUCGCCAAGGACAAAAGAACGGAAACCUUUGCGUAAAGGCUUUGUGGGGAAGUACGCUCUUAGUCGAGUUGCAGAAAAGGAAUUAUUGUCGCCCAAAAGAGUCGUCAGAACUAGCAGGAGAGUUUGUAGAUUGGAGAAAACAUUGAAGGCAGGCAAGCUUCUGCUCAACAUCAACGGUACCCUGUACAAAUCCUCGAAGACUAAAUUAGAAAAAGCGGAGGAAAACCCACCGAAUUCGGGGCAUACGACGAAACCCUCUUCCACUCAACACAAACUAGGCGAACGGGUGGUUUUUGUUCGCGGUGAUAAAUUUAUUCUUGACAAAGGCGGACGCAAGCUAACUAGGGCCAAAAGCGACGGCGCUGAACAUUUUGCGCUCAAACGCAUCGACAUUGGAGGCUUGACUUAUGUAGCGGAUUCGCAGGAUACUUUCGUGCGGACGAACAAUCAUAAAACUCGAAAUUAUCUUAGCACCACGAAGCAGAAGAGCAUAAGCUACUUAUCGAAGAGAAUGACGAAAUCGAACAUGCCAUGUCCGAUCUUCAGAAAAGUGGGAAAAUGUGCGGCUCACGAGAGCGGCAGAUGUCCGAAGGUUCACGACAAAAAGCAGGUUGUAAUCUGCCCCAAAUUCCUGAAAGGAGAAUGCAUGGCGGACAAAUGCCUGCUAUCGCACGAUGUGAGUCUAUCCAAGAUGCCUACGUGCAAGUUUUUCCUGCUAGGAUGCUGCACUCGGCCGGAGUGUCCUUACUUGCACAAAAAAUUGAACGAAAGAACUGAAAUUUGCCUGGAUUUCGUAAGAGGAUUUUGCAAAUUAGCUGAAAAGUGUGACAAGCGGCACGAGUUCAUCUGUCCAACAUUCGCUAGUACAGGAGAGUGUGGAAAAACUCGGUGUCCUUAUUCCCAUAAGAAACUUGACACCGGUAAAUUCUCAGAGAAGUCUUGUUCAAGGAGUUCAAGGGAACCUCGAUUGGAGAUUAGAGAAAAGGUGUUGCCUCCAAGCCCGCCCACAGAAGACCGUGCACCAACCAAUCACCAAAAAUUAUCGGAAGGAAAGAAUGCUUCACGAUAUUUCGAAGAUCGGAAGAAGAGAAGACGAGUUGUACCUCCCGGCGUUUCAAAUGAUGAAGAUUCGCCUUCGAAGCAACCUGAAAACACACUAAUCGCACAGAAAAGACACAAACUGGGUGAUUUGCCUGCCUUCAUACCCUUAUGACAAACACUUUCACCACUCGUUUGUGCGGCUAAGUUAGCUAAAAUAGUCAAUUUUCUUGUAAAGUUUUAACACACAAAUGUAGACAAAUAAAUAUCUUCAGGCGAAA